Messenger RNA from Argentina anserina (silverweed cinquefoil), 1503 nucleotides. RefSeq lists its product as uncharacterized. The transcript has 8 exons. The record is from RefSeq and is a predicted model, not a curated record. The coding region runs from base 76 to 1266 and encodes 396 amino acids. Gene Ontology annotation, biological process: nuclear-transcribed mRNA catabolic process, nonsense-mediated decay. NCBI's taxonomy places the organism in Eukaryota, Viridiplantae, Streptophyta, Magnoliopsida, Rosales, Rosaceae.
UUGAGAUACCAAAGUAGCGGCGAGGCAAGAGUAGAGCAGAGAGUAGUAAGAGCUUAAUCAAAACGACACCGUAGCAUGGCCUCCUCCGGCGCACCGAAAAUCCUAUUGGCAAAGCCGGGGCUGGUGACUGGCUCCCCGGUGGCGGGAAAAUACGGCCGCGGCGGCAGUGGCGAUGAGUAUACGGCUUCGCUUCGUUCCAUCGGAUCCCUCAACCUCCUCUCUGAUUCCUGGGACUUCCACAUCGACCGCUUCCUCCCCUUUUUGACUGACAACACUGACUUCACGGUGGUCGGGGUCAUUGGGCCGCCUGGAGUCGGCAAGUCCACUAUUAUGAACGAGCUUUACGGCUUCGAUGCCACCUCACCUGGAAUGCUACCCCCAUUUGCUAUAGAGACUGAAGAAGGUAAAGCAAUGGCCAGGCAUUGUAGUGUGGGCAUUGAACCGAGGGUUUCUUCCGAGCGCCUUAUACUUCUUGACACCCAGCAGCCGGUUUUUAGUCCUUCUGUUUUAGCUGAGAUGAUUAGGCCUGAUGGAUCAUCCACCAUUCCUGUUCUAAAUGCUGAAGCUUUAUCGGCCGAGUUAGCUCAUGAAAUCAUGGGCAUUCAGCUUGGUGUUCUUCUGACUUCCAUCUGUCACAUUUUCCUGGUUAUAUCAGAAGGAGUUCAUGAUCAUAAUAUGUGGCAUCUAAUAUCAACGGUUGAUCUAUUGAAACAUGGUAUUCCUGAUCCAUCUUCACAUAGCCUUUCACAUUCUCAGAGCUCAAAUGCAGGGCCUGAAAAGGAUAGCAAGGAAAAAGCUCCUGAAGGUGGAGAGUAUAUGGCCUUGCCAGUUUUUGUGCACACAAAAUUACGAGAUCACGAUCUUAGUCCACAUAGUCUAUUGCGACUGAAGAAGGCACUUCAACAAUACACCAGCACCUCUUCUUUCACAAAAGCGAAAAAUGCAAAUGUGUCUAGAGAACAUCCUGUGACUUCUAUGGCUCUCAGUACUCAGAGUAAGGAUCCUGAUUCUCUUGUGCCAAAGUUGUAUGUAAUCCCGAUGAAGAGUAAAGAUGACUCCCCAGGAGAACAGUAUGAAAGUUAUACCUCUAUGCUAUGGAAAUUGCGGGACCAGGUCUUAUCCAUGAAUCCCCCUUCUUUUCGAAAGACUCUGACUGAACGUGAUUGGUUAAAGAACUCUGCCAAGAUAUGGGAACUGGUGAAGAGCUCUCCUAUUAUUGCCGAAUACAGCAGAACGCUUCAAAGUUCUGGUAUGUUUAGGAGGUAGACAACUCCUGUGUACCUUUAGCGGUUCCAUGAUACAGUGACGGGUCUGCAAGCGGCCUUAGACUAGCAUACCCUAAUGUUUUUUUUUAACUUUUGUUACUUGCUUUCACACGCUUUCACACGAUGUGUCUGGUUUACCCCUUUAUCAGCUAGGAAAUUGAAACUGCAUGAAAAUUUAUAUUGAGGAUCUACUUUCUAUUUCCCCAGAUUAUAUCUCUUUUUUAUGUUUGUGGCAAGA